Molecule: messenger RNA, 1414 nt
Organism: Brassica napus (rape)
Lineage: Eukaryota; Viridiplantae; Streptophyta; Magnoliopsida; Brassicales; Brassicaceae
Product: zinc finger protein ZAT9-like
Exons: 1
Coding region: 466-1182 (238 amino acids)
Source: RefSeq, a predicted model, not a curated record
GUCUCGGUCAACAUAUUACUACGUUGUAUCAUUAUCAUGAAACUUAAUAUGUUUACAGCCAGGGCCGUUUUGAUAAUUGAUAUAGUGUAUUCAUUAGCCCUUAAACGUGUUUUGUCACAUUGCAGAAAAGAAUAUAUAUAUAAUAUUGUAAAAAUUAUAAGCCCAUAUAAAUUAUAAUCAAUUCCUAGUUUGAUGAAUUUGAUUUAACAGUAGCGUGAAAUGAGCAUUGUUUAAAAACACAUGUCUCUAAUUUGUAAUAAUAGUAUUAAUUAUACUAUGUAGCAUAUGACUAGGAAGGAAUGUUUGGAACAAGUCAAAGCAGCACCAAGUGUCAUUAGCGCAGUGACUCAACUACUUAGAACCACACAAACACCAAACCCAUUAUGUCCACUGAAAACAAGGGCUUGAUCCACCUUUUUAACUCACUCACCAAACACUUACUUUAGACACGCACAUCAAAAAGCUAUGGACUCAUCAUACACUGAUUUUGUCAUGUUCAACAGUCAAGGACAACACGAUGAGGGCAACAUGUCACGUCUUCCAUGGAAGAGGGUCAGAGACGAAGACGAAGAGCUUGCCAACUGUCUUGUGUUGCUGUCCAAUUCAGGGAAUGCUUACAACAACAACGAGCAUGGACACAUCAAAGAUAAAAACGUGAAAAAACGAAAAACCGGACAUGUUUUCCAAUGCAAAGGUUGCAAGAAAGUGUUUGCGUCGCAUCAGGCAUUGGGUGGACACAGGGCAAGCCACAAGAAAGUGAAAGGUUGUUUUGCCUCUCAAGAUAAAAAAGCGGAGGAGGAAGAAGAGGAAGAAUACGAAGAAGAAGAAGAAGAGGAGGAGGAGGAGGAGGAGGACAAGCCUCACAUCACCACCAGAAAGAGAUCCAACGCUCACGAAUGCACAAUCUGCCAUCGCGUAUUCUCAUCGGGACAAGCGUUAGGAGGUCACAAGAGAUGUCAUUGGUUAACACCUUCCACUAAUUAUCUUCGUAUGAAGCCACUAAAUGAUUCUUCUACUCAUCAUCAUCAUUCUCAGCCGCUAGAUCAACCAUCUCUAGAUCUCAGCUUAGCUUGCGUUGAUCCGACGGUCAUGACUAUCGGGAGAGAUGGUGGUGGCAACAAUCACAAUGCUACUACUUCAUCUAAUUCAUGGCUAAAACUCGCUAGUGGUGACUGGUCUUAAUGACUGAUUGAUUAAUUAAGUUACCGAUUACAUAUUCAUAUACUCGUAUACAAUUAAAGUGCAUUAAUUAAUUUUUUUUAAUGUUGUAUGGAUUUAUAUUAUUAAUCUACACUUUACGCCAUUUACAGUACUAGCUUUCAAGAGUUUUUCCAUGGAUGGAUAGAAAUUUACAGGACAUCUCAAUAAUAUUAGAGCAUCUCUAGUCAUGGAAUAUUUUAAAUGAAGAUUUUAA